Messenger RNA from Mycena citricolor, 1514 nucleotides. The record is from the annotation of a GenBank genome assembly. Lineage: Eukaryota; Fungi; Basidiomycota; Agaricomycetes; Agaricales; Mycenaceae.
CCGAGGUGUGACCUAUCGGUAUGUUCAAUGAUGUAAUGGGCUAAUUUGCACAGCCAUCGCUGUCACCCAACUUCGCGUGGAAGAUCUUGCCCUCAGCAAACAUGAAUCCUACUUCUUAUCCUUAACCUGACUUACCAUCGUUAGUGUGUCUGCACAAACACGUAUAGUGAUGAAGCCCUCUUCUAGACUUGGGUCUCAGCACACUCUGCUCCGACUACGGCGUUUGUCUUGACAUCAACUUCCGUAAAGCUUUGUCUCAAGAAAUCUCUUUGCGAAAAUUCGGGUUGCCCCAAACGGGACAGUCAAUGAUUCAUUUUCUGCAAUGCUUCUGUCGGCCUCGCAACCUUUGCUCAAUCACGCGCUUUCUUGGAAACAAUACUCGCAAGGCAAGGCUUUCCACGGAGCGGGCGCUUUACGCUUUUCCGGCCGCGCUUUGGAGGUUUCAGCAACAAUGCCACCUUGGAGGAUUCAAAUUCAGUCGCUAUAUAACCGAAUAAUGCGCUGGGUGGAAGAGCAUCCUUCUUCGCUGUGCUAUUCACAUUUCAAUGCCUGCCUACGCUGCACUCGGUUCCAGCGCGCUGUACACGGUCUCCAACAGGGAGGCUCUUCCGACCCACUUUUCUGGAGCCAUCCCAGUGGAUGGCUCUCAAUUCUCCGCUUACCCGUCUUCGUUUUCGCACCAGCCUAUCCAGCAAGCAGCCUACGAUCGGUCGUAUUCUCCGUCUGGCUUCGUUCAGCCGUCUCUGCACAGCCAGACAUAUGGCUUCCCCGGUGCUCCCCAGACCCCGUCUUAUGGGACACCCGCACCGCUUUCUCGGCGCAACUCUGUUGUAUUUGACACGACUGUGGGUCCUGCUCGAUCAAACUCGACCUCAAAGCACACCACGCCGUAUGCCAAGCCGAGAUCGCGCAACGGGUCAGUCGCCGACACGUCGAUGCUGGUCCCCAAACUCCGCCGGGGCUCCAAAGCCGCUGGCCCAAGGCUUCCCGACGGCCCUCUCGAUCACUGGCGGCUUCCGCAGGAGAUCUACGUGGACCCCAUCCCGCCGUCGGGAGACAUCCGGUACGACAACGUGCGCCAUGCCCCGAUCAUGUUCCGCACCCAGCGGGCUGCUGCAUCCGGCGGCGCGCCCGGCAUCCGCAUGAACGACAUCGAGGGCGAGUGCAGCUCCCUGCUCGAGGACGGUCAGACUCCGGUGUUCGACCCCAGCUUCUCGUACCGCGAGAUCCGCAUUCGGAUUUUGUGGCCCGGCUACCCCCCGUUUGAGAAGCGGGUGCGAACGCAGCACGGCGCUCACCGCACCAUAUUCGCUCUCAAUGUCUGCAACGUCGUCGGGGUGUUCGUCAAGUCCGUGUCGGGCAAGAUGUUCCCGAUGCAGCCUGGCUACGAGACUUGGAAGAUCGGCAGCUCAUACAUCCGCCCCCAAGACAUCCUCAUCACUGGACUCGAGCACCGCGGCGGAGCCAACUACCAAGUAGAAAUCUGGUUGCCCAAGCACAAGUUCGCAGCGUAG